This is a messenger RNA of Mesoplodon densirostris (Blainville's beaked whale), 1325 nucleotides long. RefSeq names its product prostaglandin E receptor 1 (gene PTGER1). Gene Ontology annotation, cellular component: plasma membrane. Gene Ontology annotation, molecular function: prostaglandin E receptor activity. The transcript has 2 exons. Lineage: Eukaryota; Metazoa; Chordata; Mammalia; Artiodactyla; Ziphiidae. Bases 99 to 1325 code for a protein of 408 amino acids. The record is from RefSeq and is a predicted model, not a curated record. Gene Ontology annotation, biological process: inflammatory response; positive regulation of cytosolic calcium ion concentration; adenylate cyclase-activating G protein-coupled receptor signaling pathway.
UGAUGAUCUGAGAUGGGACCACCAGCUGGUCCCAGGCCAAUGGUGGAACCUCACCUUCCCCUCCUCUCCUCUCCCCAGCCCCACCCCCGGCACCUGACAUGAGCCCUUGCGGGCCCCUCAACCUAAGCCUGGCGGGCGAGGUGACCACGUGUACAGCACCCAGGGCCUCCAACACCUCCGCCGGACCGCUGUCGGACCUGGCGGGCGCGUCACCCGCGCUGCCCAUCUUCUCCAUGACGCUGGGCGCCGUGUCCAACGUGCUGGCGCUGGCGCUGCUGGCGCAGGCCGCGAGCCGUCUGCGGCGCCGCCGCUCGGCAGCCACCUUCCUGCUGUUCGUCGCCAGCCUCCUGGCCACCGACCUGGCGGGCCACGUGAUCCCGGGUGCGCUGGUGCUGCGCCUGUACGCGGCGGGGCGCUCGCCGGCCGGCGGCGCCUGCCACUUCCUGGGCGGAUGCAUGGUCUUUUUCGGCCUGUGCCCGCUGUUACUGGGCUGCGGCAUGGCCGUGGAGCGCUGCGUGGGCGUCACGCGGCCGCUGCUGCACGCAGCCGGCGUCUCUGUGGCCCGCGCGCGGUUGACUUUGGCCGCGCUGGCCGCCGUGGCCUUGGCCGUGGCGCUGCUGCCAUUGGCGCGCGUGGGCCGCUACGAGCUGCAGUACCCGGGUACGUGGUGCUUCAUCGGUCUGGGCCCGGCGGGAGGCUGGCGCCAGUCGUUGCUCGCCGGCCUUUUCGCCGGCCUCGGCUUGGCCUCGCUGCUCGCCGCGCUCGUGUGCAACACGCUCAGCGGCCUUGCCCUGCUGCGCGCCCGCUGGUGCCGCCGCUCUCGACAGCACUUCCCGUCUGGAGGCCCCGACAGCCGCCGUCACUGGGGAGGGCACGGACCCCGCCCGGCCUCCGCCUCGUCCGCCUCGUCCGCCUCGUCCGUCGCUUCGGCCUCCGCCGCCCCCGGCGGCUCCCUGGGCCGUGGCUCAGCGCGGCGAGCCCGUGCCCACGAUGUGGAGAUGGUGGGCCAGCUCAUAGGCAUCAUGGUGGUGUCGUGCAUCUGCUGGAGCCCCCUGCUGGUGUUGGUGGUGCUGGCUAUCGCGGGCUGGGGCCCCAGCUCCCUGCAGCAGCCGCUGUUUUUGGCCGUGCGCCUCGCCUCGUGGAACCAGAUUCUGGACCCCUGGGUGUAUAUCUUGCUGCGCCGGGCUGUGCUUCGCCAACUGCUUCUCCUCCUGCCUUCAAGGGCAAGUGCCAAGGGCAGCCCCAGGGGGCUGGGCCUAAUGAGGAGCGCUUGGGAGGCCAACUCGCUGCGCAGCUCCCGGCACAGUGGCCUCAGUCACUUCUAG